AUGGCCAAGAAGCCUAAAAUUCUGCUCCAAGCCUCAUGUCUUAAUGAGGUGUUUCAAACCCGAGGUGAAUGUGCAGUCUUCCUCUCCGAGAAGCACUCUGGAGUUCGCUCACCGUCCGUCUCCGGGGGAGGGAGGGAGGAGGACGGGGCCACCGCCCGGGGCAGGUUCCCGGAGUUGGGGAAGUGGCCCCGAGUACCAGAUCGGCUGAAAGGGGGCACCCACCCAGCCAGCGGCAGGAUUGCCCGACGACUGCUCCGGGACCUUUGGGCCAAUUACUCCAAGGUCAUGAGGCCGGUGUCAGACACAGACCAGGUCCUCAACGUGACCCUGCAGGUCACCCUCUUCCAGAUCAUCGACGUGGAUGAAAGAAACCAGAAGCUAACCACCUACCUGUGGACCAGACAGGUGUGGAGAGAUGCCUUCUGCCGUUGGAACAAGGAGAACUACGGUGGCUUGGACAACAUACGUGUACCCAGCAGUUAUCUGUGGCGACCAGAUAUCGUCCUCUACAACAGCGCUGACCGGUUCACCAGCCCAGCAGACACGAACGCGGUGGUCCGAUACGACGGCCUGGUGACCUGGGACUCGCCGGCCAUCGCCCGCACCUCCUGCCAACUGGACGUCACCUUCUUCCCGCUGGACACGCAGCGCUGCCCGCUGACCUUCGGUUCGUGGACGUACGGCGGGCGGCAGCUGGACCUGUGGCCGUCGGGGGAGACGGGGCAGCUUUCGGAUUUCACGGGCCACGUCGAGUGGGAGGUGCUGGGUCUGCCGGCCGGCCGGAGGCUCGCUCGGUACGGCUGCUGCUCGGAGCCGUACACCGAGCUCCGCUUCGUCCUCAUGCUGCGCCGCCGGCCCUUCUUCUACCUGCACAACCUGCUGCUGCCCUGCGUCCUCCUCUCCGCCCUCGCCCCGCUUGCCUUCCAGCUGCCCGCAGCCUCCGGAGAGAAAGUCUCGCUGGGGGUCGCCCUGCUCCUCGCCCUGACUGUCUUCCAGUUGAUGGUGGCCGAGAUUACGCCCCCGGCCGAGAGCCCACCGCUCCUUGGGAGGUAUUACAUUGCCACUAUGACCAUGAUGACUGUCUCCACUGCCUUGACGGUGCUGAUCAUGAACGUCCAGUACUGCGGUCCCGAGGCAAAGCCCGUUCCCCGCUGGGCCGAGGUGCUUAUUCUCGGACACGUGGCCCGCUUCCUUUCUGUCUGUGAGCUGGGUGAGAGGUGUGGACAGGACACAGAGUCCGGAACCCAGGGGGACCUGGCCGCCGGUGGUCAUUGGCUGCUGGGAGAAGUGGAGGGGCAGGAGGAGAAACCUGAGGGAGUGAUCUGCCCCGCCCAAUCUCUUCCCGCUGCGAGUGGGGAGGAGGAUCGGUGGAGGUGUGGUGCGGGAGCAGACUGGCAGCGGCUGGCCAGCGACGUGGAGUUCAUCGCCAGUCGUGUCCAUCGGCAAAGGGAAACGCGGCAACUGUUGGCCAAGUGGAGGAGGGUCAGCAGAGUGAUCGACCGUCUCUUCACCUGGAUCUUCCUUCUGAUGGUCACCGUGAUGAGUGUUGUCAUUACUGCCCAGGCGCUGUAGUCCAGCUGUACAAUGGCUGGAGUUUGAUUGUAGUCUAUAGCUCAUAGAAAAGUACAGUACAGGCCCUACAGCCUACAAGGGUAAAUAUUGCAAUUUUCCAGUCUUCAGGAACCAUUCCAGAAUCUAAUGAUUCUUGAAAUAUCAUUAUUUAUGCUUCUACAAUCUCUUAGUACCACAUCUUCCAGAGCCCUGGGGUGUACACCCUCUGGUCCAGGUGACUUGUCUACCUUCAGACCUUUCAGCUUCCCAAGAACCUUCUCUCUAGUUAUGGUAACUUUUAACACUUCAUGACCCCUGACACCUGGAACUUCCUCCAUACUGCUAGUGUCUUCCACAGUGAAGACUGAUGCUAAAUCCUUAUUCAGUUUUUUCGCCAUCUCAUUGUCCCCCAUUACUACCUCUUCAGCGGACUUUAAUAUCCUCUUUAAUAUUAUUGGCUAGCUUACUUUCAUAUUCCAUCUUUACCUUCUUAAUGACUUUUUUAAUUACCUUCUGUUGGUUUUUUAAAAUUUCCCAAUCCUCGAACUUCCCACUAAUUUUUGCUCUAUUAUAUACCCUCUCUUUGGCUUUUAUGUUGGCUUUGACUUCACUUGUUAACCAUGGUUGUGUCAUAUUUCCUUUAGAAUACAUCUUCUUCUACUUUGAGAUGUAUACAUCCUGUUCCUUCUGAAUUGCUUCCAGAAAUUCCAGCCAUUGCUGCUCUGCUGUCAUCCCUGCCAGUGUUCUUUUCCAAUCAAUUCUGGCCAACUCCUCUCUCAGGCCUCUGUAAUUCCCUUUACUUCACUGUAAUACUGAUACACCUGACUUCAGCUUCUUCUCAAAUUUCAGGGUGAAUUCAAUCAUAUUGUGAUCACUGGCUCCUAAGGGUUCUUUUACCUUAAGCUCUCUUGUCAAUUCUGGUUCAUUGGUCCAAUCCAGAAUAGCUGAUCCCUGAGUGAACUCAACUACAAGCUGCUCUAAAAAAACCAUCUCAUAGGUACUCUAGAAAUUCCCCUUCCUGGAAUCCAGCACCAACCUGAUUUUCCCAACCUACCUGCACAUUGAAAUCUCCCAUGACUAUUGUAACGUUGCCCUUUUGGCCUGCAUUUUCUAUCUCCCACUGUAAUUUGUAGACCACAUCCUUGCUACUGUUUUGGGGUCUCUAUACAACUUCCACCAGGGUCUUUUUAGUCUUGCAGUUCCUUAUCAAAGUAACACUGUUAUAACUCAGGAAGAGGAAACCAACAUUCACCCAUCCUUAAGGUGUCUGGAGGGAUUUUUACAACUAGUGAAGUAGUUUUCCAAGGACUGUCCUGUUUCAAUUGACACACGUUGAAGACCCUCGAACAGCGAUCAGGUAGAACUUCACAGAACAGGCCUUCCAAACCACGAUGAUACACUAUUGUCUUUAUUUUUCUGAACUUACACAGAUGUCACAUUUAUUUUAGUUUAAUUUGUCAUGUAUCUUGUGUUGUACUGUCAGUGAUGUUCCACUGGUAACGUUCUCUAAUUUGACUGAGGUCACCCGUCCUGACCCAGCACAUGGAAGGCACGCCAACGUCUUCACGCUCUGCAGAUGUUUUCAAUUUGUCACCGAACACUCCAACAAAUUUCUACAGAUGUAGUUCUGAAAGUAUCCUGGCUGGUUGUAUCUGGUACGGCAAUACGAAUGCACUGGAACGUAAAAAGCUGUAGAGAGUAGAGGAUUCAGUCCAAUACAUCACGGACACAUCCCUCCCCAUCGGGAAUAUCCACAGGAUUCAGUCCAAUAC
Molecule: messenger RNA, 3323 nt
Organism: Hypanus sabinus (Atlantic stingray)
Lineage: Eukaryota; Metazoa; Chordata; Chondrichthyes; Myliobatiformes; Dasyatidae
Product: neuronal acetylcholine receptor subunit alpha-10-like
Exons: 6
Coding region: 1-1572 (523 amino acids)
Biological process (GO): monoatomic ion transmembrane transport; nervous system process; chemical synaptic transmission
Cellular component (GO): neuron projection; synapse; postsynaptic membrane
Molecular function (GO): acetylcholine-gated monoatomic cation-selective channel activity; transmembrane signaling receptor activity
Source: RefSeq, a predicted model, not a curated record